GGGUCAUUGAUGCAGUUAUUGGUGUCUUCUACAUCGAAUAUAGUGAAAAUUCCAAAGAAAAUCCAUAAGAUCAGUGUUGAUCAGGCCAAUUUAAGAAAAUGGCCUAAUAUUCCUUACUACGAUCUGAAUGUUGCUGUUGUACGGAUUAUGACACUGUCUGAGGAUUACGCCUAUUGCACAUGGUCUAUCCCCUGCGAAAGCGAUUUCACCGUGCGCGCACAAGUCAAAAUUUGCACUUCCGGCUUGGUGCCUCCAGCGUUGAAAAACUGGGCAAACGGAGUGCAAGCGUCAUCCUUGCACGUUCGACACGACCUUCGAAUCAGCCGCGCUCAUAAAGCCUAAAUGUUCCAGAUGCUUAUUGCACACGGUUUCG
Messenger RNA from Varroa destructor (honeybee mite), 373 nucleotides. RefSeq lists its product as uncharacterized. NCBI's taxonomy places the organism in Eukaryota, Metazoa, Arthropoda, Arachnida, Mesostigmata, Varroidae. The record is from RefSeq and is a predicted model, not a curated record.